UCUAUUUAAUGCGCCUGCACUUCGGCAAGAAGUAUCAAACCUGCAAAAUUCGUAAGAAUAGAGGAGGGCAUUGGUAACGGUUCAUCUUUCUUCAGCUUAUUCCAGCAUUUUCAGACAUUCAUCUUGCAGUAUUUAGUUUAUUCUAGCUUCUAAAACAAUGAUUUCAUUGGUGGUCUUCUUUGCGGCUGUCGUCGUAUCGUCUGCACUUCCUGUGAUGAAACAAGAAUCGGACACAGGCACCAGCGUUUAUGACAACUUCAGUUCUGCAUAUUGGCAAAAAAUCGUCGAGCAAUACGCCGGACUUGAUCCAAAUGAAAUAGCUGCAAAAGCCAUGGAAGAAUUCUCUAAUAAUGGACUCGUGCCAUCAGCCGGACAGAGCUUUGAAGAUGUUGACUGGCAGAAGUAUCUUGAGGCCGGUGAAGAGAUGAACAACGGACAAGAUUUUAAUAAAAUGGGCGCCGAUAUGAUGGGACAAGACUUGACGCUGAACGGCAUGUCCCAGACAAAUUCUUUUGUUCCCGAUUUUAACAACAUGGACAUGAAUGAGUUAAUGAAAUAUCUCGGUAUGUCCUCGGAUUCACAGUUGCAGCAAUAGGUCAAAUUUCUAUCAAAUAAUCCAGUUUCCAGAAAGAACUUAUAACAUAGCCUUAGUCCUAAUCUAUGCCUACAGUAAAACGAAAAAUUGCUACUUUGUAUUUGAAAAAAUGCAUUUUUAAACAUUAGGCAUAUUCGAACAUAUUUACCUCAACUUUGAUGAUACCAUGUGCUAUCACCGAUGCAUUAUAUUGUAUGAUAUAGGCCUACUUCUGUCAUGAUGUAAAAUAUUUUUAAAUGUUGUAAUAAAGUAUGAGUGAAUAAAUUAAAUUUUAUGGAA
Messenger RNA from Anneissia japonica, 874 nucleotides. RefSeq lists its product as uncharacterized. The record is from RefSeq and is a predicted model, not a curated record. Bases 158 to 595 code for a protein of 145 amino acids. The transcript has 2 exons. Lineage: Eukaryota; Metazoa; Echinodermata; Crinoidea; Comatulida; Comatulidae.